UGAUUGAUUCCUCACCAUUUAGCUCUCCUCAUUCAACCUUUCACCCUCCUAAACUUCUCAUAAUAGCAAAGAUAAACCAACCCCCUCAACUACCUUAACCACCCCCACAAUUACUCUCUCCACUUCAACUUUUCUACCCAUCUCCACAACCAUUCCAUCUUUUCCCUCCCUAACCCUUUUACCUCUUUUCCACUCUCUCUCACUCACUCAAACCAAAAAAUGCAAAAUCACCCACUUCUGCAUCUCACUCCUCAAUCAUCAAAAUCCAAACUUUAAACAACCAAAUUCCACCCUUUACCCCUAAAAAAACAAACAAAACAAAACCCAAUCAAAACAUCUUACAUUUCCCCCUCAAAAUUCUAAAUCUCCCCAAAACCAAAACAUAAUAAAAAUUCAAACUUUUUUCCAACCCAAUUCCCAUCUUCAAUGUGGAAACCAUGGAACAACAACAAAUCAACUUCAUCUUCCUUCUCUUGUUCUUCCUUCAAAGAUAUUCAAACCCUCUUCUCAGAAGAACCCACCACUACAAAACCUAAAAAACCCUCCAUUUUCCACCGAGUCACACUCGCUAACUCGCUCCUCCGAGCCUGGUCAACUCAAACCAAAAAACUCACUUACCCCCCUUCACUACUCUCAACCACUGAUCCACGCGCCGCGCAACAGCAUCCUCCUCCUUUAAUUCCCUCCUCACAGCAGCGCGUGGUAAUCUACUUCACAAGCCUGCGCGUGGUUCGGACAACCUACGAAGAUUGCAAAACGGUGCGUUCCAUCUUGCGCGGUUUCAAAGUCGCGUUAGACGAACGUGACGUGUCAAUGGACUCGGGUUUUCUUUCGGAGCUUCGUAAGGUUACGGGUCGUAAAACCGGGUUAACACUGCCACGUGUUUUUAUCAACGGUAGAUACAUUGGUGGGGCCGAAGAAGUGAAGUGGCUGCACGAGAAUGGUGAGCUCAAGAAGCUUCUAGAAGGAUUGCCCGUAGCUGAUUCGAAUUUUCACGCUUGCCACGUGUGCGGUGAUCAUAGGUUUGUUCUUUGUGGGGAAUGUUCUGGUGCGCGCAAGGUGUAUGCGGAAAAAGGUGGGUUCAAGACAUGUACGGGUUGUAAUGAAAGUGGUUUAAUCAGGUGCAUUUCUUGUUCUUGUUGACCAUGUGCACCUUCAGAUAAAUUUUUUUUGGCAAGGUGUUAAUGUGUAGGACCUUAGCAAUAAUUAUUAAAAUAAAAAAGGAUAAAAAUGUAGGGAAGCAAAAAUAUUAUGUCACGAGAGAAAUAAAAUUGUCUUAAUUUUGUUGAUG
Trifolium pratense (red clover) is the source of this 1291-nucleotide messenger RNA. RefSeq lists its product as uncharacterized. NCBI's taxonomy places the organism in Eukaryota, Viridiplantae, Streptophyta, Magnoliopsida, Fabales, Fabaceae. The coding region runs from base 427 to 1143 and encodes 238 amino acids. The transcript has a single exon. The record is from RefSeq and is a predicted model, not a curated record.